Magnusiomyces paraingens is the source of this 249-nucleotide messenger RNA. RefSeq lists its product as uncharacterized. The transcript has a single exon. The coding region runs from base 1 to 249 and encodes 82 amino acids. The record is from RefSeq and is a predicted model, not a curated record. Lineage: Eukaryota; Fungi; Ascomycota; Dipodascomycetes; Dipodascales; Dipodascaceae.
AUGAGCGUCGAAUACAUUAUGAUCCAACCAUUGAGUGUCGGUUUUGGAGAGAAUCAAGAAAAGAGGCGUAUCCAGGAGCAGGAGUUUGCUCUUCGAGAUGGCAUCCAGAUCAAGGGUCAAGGACUCGCCAUGAGCGUGCAGUACAUGGGAAGCAGUGGAAUGAUGAAUGUGAGGAGGAAGAGCAGAGACACUUGCGGCAAUCAGGUUCCCGAUGAAUUGGGUAGCAGAGAACUAGCACAUGAAAAGUGA